Molecule: messenger RNA, 228 nt
Organism: Nezara viridula (southern green stink bug)
Lineage: Eukaryota; Metazoa; Arthropoda; Insecta; Hemiptera; Pentatomidae
Source: the annotation of a GenBank genome assembly
AUGGAGCUUCCCGGCCGGAGAACUCGGAUUAAUUCCAAGGACCGACACUGUUUAGCAGAAGGGAGAGAUGAAGAUAGAGAUCCUGCUGGCAGCAGCGGUGAUGUAUGGAGGACUUCGGACUUAUCGCAAGGACUUAUGCCCCAGACAAAGCUCUCUGAGGCGUUAAUACUCGACUGGAUUAUACCCCCUAGCUUCUUCACAAUACACUAUCCUACAAGCUUUGGAUGA